AUGGAGCAAACUGAAGAAGGAACAGGGAUCAAAAUCUACAAUGCUGAACCCCCACAAGAAGAUGAGCCCAUUCCAUACCCCUCCACCACUCAGUGUGCUCCAGGAGGUGGCCGGAAACGCCGUGCCGUCGCAAACGGAGUACAGAAAACCCUAUCGAAAACUUCCAUGCUCGCCAACUUCCUCCCCACCGGAACACUUCUCACAUUCGAAAUGGUCAUUCCUUCCAUAUACCACAAUGGUGAAUGCACUCCGGUCAGCACUUUAAUGAUCCACGUCCUAUUGGGAUUGUGCGCUCUUUCGUGCUUCUUCUUUCACUUCACCGAUAGUUUCCGAGGACCGGACGGAAAAGUGUACUAUGGGUUUGUGACCAAUAGGGGUUUGGCUGUGUUUAAGCCUGGUCUUAAUGUGGAAGUGCCUAAAGAGGAGAGAUAUAAGCUUGGUUUCACAGACUUUAUCCACGCAAUCAUGUCAGUGAUGGUGUUCAUGGCGAUCGCGUUGUCAGAUCAUCGGGUGACCAACUGUCUGUUUCCGGGGCACGAGAAGGACAUGGACGAAGUGACGGAGAGUUUUCCAUUAAUGGUUGGGAUAGUUUGUAGUGGUUUGUUUCUUGUGUUUCCCAACACUCGAUAUGGCAUUGGCCCCCAUUCAUGGCAUGGUUCGGCAACGGUUCUUAACCACCAAGCAAAUAUACCCGCCAAAAGCUCCAACUGUAAUUGGAAUGUCGAUUCGGAUUUCAAAAGGCAACAAUGCCUCUCUCUCCUCAACUCCUGCUCUUCUCUGGAUCAGCUCUUUCAAAUCCAUGCACAAAUCCUAAUCGCUGGUUUCCAGAAAGAUGAACAAAUUGUAGAUAAAAUCAUCCAAUUUUGCGCACUACAUCCCUCGGGAAGCUUGAAUCACGCAAGACAAGCUAUAAAACAAUCCGAAAACCAAAUACCCUCUUCGUGGAACAAUCUCAUCAGGGGCUACGCUACUAAGGGCGAUUCACCAAGAGAAGCCAUAUGGGUUUUCCUUGCAAUGCGACGUUCAAGAACCAGACCCAAUGAGUUCACUUACCCAUUUCUUUUCAAGGCUUCUACUACAUUUUCGGGGCUCAAAGAAGGGCAACAAAUCCAUGCGGAUGUUUUGAAGCACAGAGUGGAUGAUGAUGUAUAUGUGCAGAAUACUGUGAUUCAUUUUUAUGGGUCUUCUAAGAAGAUUGUAGAUGCAUGCCGGAUGUUCGAUGAAAUGUUGUUUAGAACUCUCGUUUCUUGGAAUUCAAUCAUUUCUAGCUGUGUUGAUAACUUGUGGUUCUAUGAAUUGAUUAAGUACUUUGUCAGGAUGAGAAAUUGUGGGUUAAAGCCGGAUGAGACCACGAUGGUAAUUCUGCUUUCUGCUUGUGCUGAGCUUGGAAACCUGAACUUGGGAAAAUGGGCUCAUGCCCAAGUUAUUGAGAAAGGGUUGAUUGUAAAUUGUCAAUUGGGUACAUCCCUGGUUGACAUGUAUGCCAAGUGUGCAGCUGUGGAUUAUGCUAGCCUAGUUUUUGAUGCCACACUUGAACGCAAUGUAUGGACUUGGAGUGCGAUGAUUCUUGGGUUAGCCCAGCAUGGGAUUGCUACCAAAGCCCUUGAACUUUUCAGAAAAUUGAAGAAGAAUGUAGUUCAACCUAAUUAUGUGACAUUCCUUGGGGUCCUCUGUGCUUGUGGCCAUGCUGGACUGGUGGAGGAUGGACAUAGAUUCUUUCAUGAAAUGGAGCAUGUGCAUGGUUUCAAACCUAUGAUGAUACAUUAUGGUGCCAUGGUAGAUGUUUUGGGUCGUGCUGGUCGUCUAAAAGAAGCAUAUAACUUCAUCAUUCAUAUUGUAAAGGAUAGAAAUCGCUACGGGAUUUCAGCCCCCCACUCGAAGGAUUCUGACUGA
This is a messenger RNA of Ilex paraguariensis (yerba mate), 1893 nucleotides long. The record is from the annotation of a GenBank genome assembly. NCBI's taxonomy places the organism in Eukaryota, Viridiplantae, Streptophyta, Magnoliopsida, Aquifoliales, Aquifoliaceae.